Gastrolobium bilobum is the source of this 1402-nucleotide messenger RNA. RefSeq lists its product as uncharacterized. The transcript has 3 exons. Bases 479 to 1120 code for a protein of 213 amino acids. NCBI's taxonomy places the organism in Eukaryota, Viridiplantae, Streptophyta, Magnoliopsida, Fabales, Fabaceae. The record is from RefSeq and is a predicted model, not a curated record.
UAUAUCUGCAUUGCUGGACCUGUCUCAGGCAUCACUUCCACAAAACUUGAAUCACAUUGGUCAAGGCACUGAGAUUUGUUUGGCAUGCCUCUAACCCUCAUGCAAUAGCACAUUGGUUUCUGUGUCUUUUUUUAACAGAGAAUCUUAAAUUCCACAACAGUGUUGUUGUAUUCUAUUUAAUCUCCAACAGGAUACACUGACGAGCCUGAUGGGGAAUGUGAGAGCAUAUUAGCAUAGUCUUCAUCAAAUUAAACAAGGUUGUCGCUGACGUUGUGUUGAAAGGAGGAGUUUCUUGCCUUUCCUACAUAAGAUCUCUUUUUAUUCUGUUGUCUUCUUGUUCAGCACAAAAUUGUGCUAUCCCUUGGCUAUUUGAAUUCUGGCAGGUGGAGUGAUAUCAUAAAGAUGCACAUCUGAAGAGUUAACUUUGUAUCAUUGGUUCAAAAUUAUUUCAACUUUGCUGAAGCUAAAUAGAUCACCGAUGGAGAAGUUUGUUAGGUCCUGUGACAAAGAAUACAUGAGGAUGGCUAUGUUAAAACAUGAAGAAACUUUCAAAGAACAGGUAUAUGAACUUCAUCGUUUGUAUCGGAUCCAAAAGAUACUGAUGCAAAAUAUGGAAGCAAGAGGAGGUGUUGAUGUAAGCGAAAGAGCAUGGUAUUUCAAGAAUGCCGUAAGUUUGACUCAAAAUGCUAAUCAUAUAGGUGCACAAGAAAAGCUUCAAAUGAAAUUUGAUCUUGAACGGCCUGCAGAGGAGCACAUUGCAGAAUCAGAUGAUGGAGUGCUAGAGAUCAUAGAUGAGACUGAGAUUGAGUUAACAUUAGGCCCCUCAAGUUACAACCGUAGGAAGAAAGCUGAGACAGCACUAACUUCAGAUUCAGGACAUAGCUUGUCUUCUUCUUCUACUGGAUCCAGCCAUAUAAACAAGACAAGAUGCAAGACCCAUCAUAGCAAUCUUACAACAAGAGAAGAAUCAAGUGGAAGCAUAAUACGCCUUGUCCAGGUGCCGGAUUCAACCUCAGGGUUCCAAAGUGGAAUUAGAAACAGUUUUGAAGAACAAUUAAGACAAGAGAGAUUAAAACAGUCACCUUGGCUUUUUCAAGUAUUGAAUCUGAAUAUGACUUAAAAAAAAAUCUAAGGUCAAUGUGAUAUAUUUAAGUUUCUGUUUAUGAGUUAAGACUAACUUUGUGAAUGAUGUUUGUGUGGAAUGUUCUGCCAAGUUAUCAAGUGUGGUGGGGUUUGAUAGAUGAUAUCUCGCAUAAAUUAUCACUUUUUUCUGUGUCCAGACCCAAUACUGUUCACAAAUCACACUGAUAUUUAUUUGGUCCAACAGCCACUCACAUUACAAUCAUCCUUUCAUGAAUUAUGGUGGACGGCCAUAUGUUGAGUUUAUUAAAUUCCAACAGUU